AUGACACAAUGGCCAAUCCAAAGAAAUGUUUAUACAUUAGUAUCACAAACUAAUUCAAUGAAUAAAUCAAAUCAACAAGAAAGUACAAAUAUCCUAACAACACAUAAUAUAAAUACGCCACGUAUAUCUUCAACAAAUAAUCAUCAUACAUCUCAACAACAAUCUUCAACAUUUAAUACAUUUGAUGAUAGUCUAACAAAUCUUUCAUGGUUACAUGAUAUAAAUAUAUUAAAACGAACAAUGCCACCAAUAAAUUCUUCAUCAUCUACAACAAAUAAUAAACGCAAAGAACAUCCAUCUUCUUGUUCAUCUUCAUCAAAUCGUGAGUCUGUUUAUCCAAAUGAUAUAUCAGAUAAUAAUGAUUUACCAAUAAAUAAUGAUGAUGAUGAUGAUGAUCAAUGGCGUAUGUAUAAAACAAAUCCACAUGCAAAACCGGUCUAUUCAUAUUCUCAACUUAUAUUAUUUGCUUUGAAACAAUCUGGACAUGAUAAAAUGACAUUACAAAUGAUAUAUGAUUGGGUUGCAGAAAAUUUUCCAUAUUUUAAAAAAAUGGAACCAACUUGGCAGAAUUCUAUUCGACAUAAUUUAUCAUUAAAUAAAUGGUUUAUAAAAGUUCCACGUACAAAAAAAGAAGCUGGAGGUGGUAAAGGUGGCUUUUGGAAAUUAUCACCUGAUUAUGAAAGACAACGUUCAUUAAUUCAUAUUCAACAACAACAACAACAACAGAUGAAUUCUACACAUAAUAAGCGUUCACGUCAUUCGAAGCGAUCAACAUCAUCAUCAUUAAAUCAAAUUAUAUCGAAUAAUGUAACACCAUUAGUAAAAAAUUCAUCUCGUAUAUCUUAUGAAAAUAUUAAAACUGAACCAUGGAUUGAUCCUAUACUUCCAUGUAUUGGAUCAAAAACUCAAUCACCACUUCAUUGUCAUACAACAAUUGUUGAUCGUUCAUAUGUACGAAUGCCAAGUAGUUUUCUUUCUCCAACAUCAUCUCCUGAUUCUUUAACUAUUUCACCAUUUAAUCAUCAACAAAUACAUGAUUUAUCAUCUAUAUUAACUCCAUCACCAUCUAGUUCACCAUCAUCAAUGUCAUCAGUUAUAUCAAAACAAAAUUUAAAUGGAACGAAAUUAGAUGAUACAGAUAUGCUUUUAUUAGAUUCAUCAACAUUUGAUUGGGAUGCUUAUUUGUAUGAAACACCAAAUGAUAUUGAUGUUCAACCAUUAUUAUCGUCAAGAACUGAACAUGAUCUAUUUAAUGAUUUUAAUGCAGCAUUGUCUGAUUUAACAUCUUCAGCUGAGGCAGCAGCAGCAGCCGGUGCUGAUACAAAUAAUGCUUUUGAUGCUUUUGAUUAUACAUCAAAACAUUCAACAUUCAAUUGCUUAUUUGAAGAUGAUGAUCAAUCACAACAACAACAACAACAACAACAUAUUAUUGAAUCUUUUAAUAACUCAACAGAUUUAACUAUAAAAGGUUGUGGAAUAAAACGACCAUCAUGGUGGAUUACAAAUGAAAGUAUAACAUCAACUAAAUUACCAUCUCUAGAAACAGCUUUUGAUCUCAAAUUAUCCAAAUAA
Rotaria sp. Silwood1 is the source of this 1572-nucleotide messenger RNA. The record is from the annotation of a GenBank genome assembly. NCBI's taxonomy places the organism in Eukaryota, Metazoa, Rotifera, Eurotatoria, Philodinida, Philodinidae.